AUGGAGUCUAAUUUAUUGGAUAAUGAAAAUAACGAUAAUAAUAAUGAAAAUGGAUGUUCAGCUGAUGAUAUGUUAGACUUUUUUAUCGAUAAGUUGACUCCCGAUGACUAUGAAGAGGGCAAACAAAAUAUUAAACAUAGGAUUGGGUCGUUGAAUGAAGCAAUCGAAGCGAUUUAUAGACUGCAAAUCUAUGGCAAUAAUGUUAGCGAAAAAUUAUCAGAAUUUAAUAAACGAAUGAAUAGUCGAGUGGCGGAAGUGUUGAUGGAAAUGGAUUUAGAGGACCAGUGUAUGCAAUCGUUAACCAGAAUAAUGAAUGGCGUUAACGAUGGGGACUUCUGGGCACUUAAAUUUUUUGAGGCACAACCCCGUCCUUCAAACGGUAUCCUCGGCCUAAACGGUGUCUUGUAUGGCAACUAUGACCAGUGUCUGAGCAUCGAAAGUCCCGACGAAACGGAUAAACCUAAAAUAUACGGUCAAUAUUGCGGAAUAAAACAUCAAUCAAUCGACAAAAAACAGAUACCGUUGAAUGUUUACGAAGAUAUGGCAAACUUUUACAAACAUAAUGUCUCGAAAAGUCUAUCAUUUGUUUUGUUACAAAAUAUUAUCGGAAAGUUUUUUCAGUCACAUCGGGUGAAGACUGCCGACCAAUGGCGACAAGUUAUAGAAUUUGCCGAUAAUAGUCACUUCGUUAUUUCAAAUGUAAUAAACGGUUUUUGUUUGCCAUCCACUUGUCGUCCGAAAGAUUUGUCUCGAGUGCUAACAAAAUUAACAUAUCCAUUAACUCGGUUUAACAUUGAAUUGGAUGAUGAUUGUGAUUAUAAGGACAAACCAAUUGUAUUGAAUAACUAUCAUAAAGUGUCAAUUGUUGGUGUCGGUUCAUUAAUUAUUUUAUUUAUAUUGAGUACACUUUUUGACUGUUUACCAGACAGUCUACUAAAGAAAAAACUACUAUCGAUACCAAACAUUGGUUUUAUAAUCAAAUGUUUUUCCGGUAAAUCCAACGCACAGUCGAUAUUUGGUUUACAACAAUACGGAAAGUUCAAGGCUUUGGACGGUUUUCGUGCAAUACUAACAUUUUAUUGUGUCGUUUUGCAUACCUAUGAGUUUGGACUGAUAUUUACGUUUACCCGUAAUCACUAUCAUUCCUCAUCAUAUAAAAUGGCAUUUGAUUAUCGA
Molecule: messenger RNA, 1176 nt
Organism: Oppia nitens
Lineage: Eukaryota; Metazoa; Arthropoda; Arachnida; Sarcoptiformes; Oppiidae
Exons: 5
Source: RefSeq, a predicted model, not a curated record